Molecule: messenger RNA, 2511 nt
Organism: Leishmania braziliensis MHOM/BR/75/M2904
Lineage: Eukaryota; Euglenozoa; Kinetoplastea; Trypanosomatida; Trypanosomatidae
Exons: 1
Coding region: 1-2511 (836 amino acids)
Source: RefSeq, a predicted model, not a curated record
AUGGGGCGCCCUUCAGUCGUGGAGCGAUACUUCGCUCAGUGCCAGGCGCACCACACUCCACCACGCCCCGAGCUUAUUGCCGGUUUCCGCGACGGCGUGAUUGAUGUAAACUUGGCGGAGAUUCCAUCUGCCGACAUCCGCCUCUUUACGUGUGCACUCUUGCACACGUCCGCACCAACUGGCGUGGCGCAACUGCCAGCGGUGCCGCCGCACAACUCUUUAAGACAGCGGAGUCGACAAGACGCUGCCUCAGCCAGCAACACUUGUUCUCAGCAAAGCGCAGGAGGCGACUUCUCGCAGACACAGUUCGUCAAGCUGCAUUUCUCUUACCACACCACCUUGCCAGCGGCGCACCUCUCGCGCGGCGCGGCCUCGCCGCCUGCGUCAUCGACAUUGCUCUCCACAAAGAACAAGUCGACACUGCAGUGUCUGCCGGAGGCUGUGGCGCAGGCAGUGAAGGAAAGCGCCGGCACCCUGAGCUCCUUCGCCUGGUGCGACAUGCCCCUCACUACUAUGGCGGCGCGUGGUCGUGAUCCGUUGCCACAGCGAAGAGGCGGUGCCCAAGUGCCGCCGUCGCUGACGCACGUUCUCCCCCUGUGUCAUCGUCUCACCUCCUUGCGCCUGGACAGCGUCCCACUCUCGCAUGCGCAGUUUAUGCAGCUGAUAAUGUUCUCUCCCAAGUCACCUGCUGCGUCGGCGGAUGGCGGCGUGGCGUGGCCAGCGCUGGAGGAGGCGAGCUUCGUGAGGUGCGGGCUGACAGAUACGUGCAAAGUGGGCCUCGUGCACCUCUUACGUGCCGCCGUGACCCUUUCGUCGGGCUCGAUGUGGCAGCGCUCGCUGCGGUGCAGCUACGCGAAUCCAGAUGAUCGUCCGUUGCCGCAGCCAGCCGCUAGCACCUUGCUCCUCGGUUACUCGUCGAUGCGAGGUCUAAAGAGGCUGGAUGUGAGUCAAAACCCGCUGGGUGAUGAGACAGCUCGUGCGAUCGCGACCGCUAUUCCUGGCUCUCCCCUACGCUACCUUAAUGUGUCCAGUACGUCCAUUACCUGGGUGGGCGGCUCCUUGCUAGCUUCGCCGCCGGUGCUGGAGAAUACUGCAAUGGAGCUGGUUGACAUGAGCAACACAGGCAUCAGCAAGAUGUUUGCACACGCCGAGAGUGCUGCCGAGACGAAGAUACUGGCGGAGUCUAGCGUCGUGGCUGGUUUCCGGGUGGUGGCGCGCGGCAUGGGGCAGUUGCUGAUCCUGCGAGAGUCGACGCGCUCGCCUCAGCAGCCGUGGCCCAUGCUCCUCACCACUUCCCCCAUACCACAGCCGUUGCCAGCGCACGCGUCAGGGCUUCCACAAGUGAAGUCCCCCACGCCCACUCCAGCCUGCAUGAUUCAGAGGGAGACGGAGAAUGUGGCACCGCCAGUGUCGACCAAGCCAGCGCCAUUCGUCAACACUGAGGAUCAACAUAGCGCACCACAACUUGCCCAUACCGUAGCUGCUGCUCCGGGGACAGCUGUGAGCCCUUACGGACUCUGGUGGCCCCUACUCACAAGUUGGUACGCUGCCCAAGGCAUCAUUGGCCCCGUAGGUUCAGCCGCUGUCGCGGCAACAGGUAGCUCCGCUGACGCUCCGGGCAAAGGGUACGUACCGGUGCCAGUUCCGUUUCCGAUGUUUGCGCCUAUGCCGAUGGCCUUUACCGCUCCUCACGGGGCGGAUUUCCUCCUCCCCAGGGAGACCCCCGCAGCCUUCACUGCUUCCCCCGCGGUGGGUGCGGUGGCUGAGGGUAAAAAGCCUUGUACAGAGCGAGGAGCGUCCCCAUCUACCCCUGGUGACCCUCCCGACGCAACCCCAGUGCCAUUAGAGCCGUUGCCACCGACGUCCUCUGCAGGUGAGAACAACGACGAGGCGGGUGGCGAGAGUCUCACGGGUGGACUUGUGCAUCCCCUCGACUCUGCGUCGACAGCCUCCGAAACCUCGGCCUGCAGCGCGAGCGCGUCUGAUGGCCUUGUGCACCGGGCGAGCGAGACCGCCGGGGACCGCAAAUUUCUCCUUGGCCUCAUCAGCCGCCUCGAGGCGUACGAGAGCGACAUCGUCGAGCGCCUCGAGACGCAGUACCAGCGAACGACAACGCAGCUGACUUUGCUGGAGAAGGACAUGCGCUUUCGCCUUCAGCAACUCGCCGACACGGAUCGCAAGCAGCAGACGGCAGCAGCAGACCGGCAAGCUGCCUUGCUCGAGGCGCUGGCUGCUCUCCGCACUGAGCCGGGUGCCGUGACUGCGGAGGGCAUGACAGAAGCGAUGCUGCUGCAGCUCAUGCAUCUGAUAGAGGUGGGGAUGGAGAAGGUCCAGGCGGCGUUGGGCGCGGAAGGCGCUGUAGGCGUGAAGAGCGCGAAGGAUGGAGAGGGCAAGGCAUCAUCACCGCUGCUCCGCUCCAGAGAGGUCGCCACCCAUGUCGGUGCGACGACGAUCACGGACCGUGACCUGGUGACGACAGCAAGUCAGCGUCUCAAGGAGCUGGGCUGGUGA